GUCGCGCGAGAGAAAUCAGACGCCGAAGUUCGCUUCAAAACAAACGUCGCUCCCGUUAUAUCGGGUCGCUGCUUGCUGAGUGAAAAAUGGCGUCGGGUUAAAGGAUCAAUGCAUUUUAUUUCCUGGAUAUUUUCCCAAAGCAGUUCCACCGAGCCUUUGGAGCGCUUAUAUGUAAAUAUAGACAUUUAAAGCGACUGGUUAAUAAUGAACUGAUCAUCUGCACCGACUGUUAGCCACAAUGCUAACCGGCUAACUAGCUAAACAGCUAGCUGACGCGGAUUAGCCUGUGAGCGCUGAGAUCAGUUUAAAACACGGAUUGUUCACCAUGUAUUUUCUGACGGCUUGGCCGCGGAGGCUGCUGUGUCCGCUGCAGAGCGCCGAGGAGCCCUUUAACAUCCAGCCGAGCUCUCAGCGCUUUUACCUCGCCGUGCUGUCGGACACACAGAUCAGCAUCUGGUUCAGCAGACCCAGCGUUCUGAUAGUGACUUAUAUCGAAUCGGAGAAGGCAUCUGCUCAGUUUGGCUUCUAUCAGCAGGCCGAAUGGAAAGCAGACGACUCCAUGAUCGCAGUAGCGGCUGCUAACGGAUACGUUCUGCUGUUCGACGUGGUCGGAGGCGGAGAUGAGAAAUAUCUGUACGAGCCCAUCUAUCCAAAGGGUAGUGUGCGUGUCAAGGUUACUCCUGGGUAUAAAGAGGAACAAUGUGCUCCUGCGCUCAGUGUGGAAAUGAAGAAACCAGUCGACCUGGAGGCUCCUAUUACCAGCCUUCAGUCUCUGCAGGAGGAUUUGUUGGUGUGUACAGCUGACGGUUAUCUGCACAUGCUGCACUGGGACGGCGUGUGUAACGGGCGCAGAGCUGUAAACCUCAGCACCAUUCCCUUCUCUCUGGACCUGCAGUCUUCACGUGGAGGUCCGUGUUUGGAUCUGAACGGCGUCCACAUCAGAGAAAUCGAGUAUUGUGUGACGUUGGAUGGUUUCGCGGUCGUGCUCGAUGACGGAAGACUCGGCUUCAUCACGCCAACCGCUACCAGGCUCUCCACCGAGCAGUUGCAGGGCGUUUGGGCAGCAGACGUGACAGACGGCACGUGUGUAGCAGUGAACAACAAAUACAGACUGAUGGCUUUUGGCUGUGCGAGUGGCUCUGUGUUGGUUUACAUGAUAGACAACACUACAGGAUCAAUGCAGCUGUCGCACAAACUGGAGUUAAGCCCCAAACACUACCCAGAUAUCCAUAAUAAAACAGGUCCAGUUAAGCUGAUUCGUUGGUCUCCGGACUGUAGCGUUGUCAUGGUGACCUGGGCAUGUGGAGGUCUCUCCAUGUGGAGUGUGUUUGGAGCUCAUCUGGUCUGCACGCUCGGAGAGGACUUCACUUAUCGAUCAGAUGGCAGUAAGAAGGAGCCACUAAAGAUCAGCUCUAUGAGCUGGGGGGCAGAGGGUUACCAUCUGUGGGUGAUUGGCAGUACAGAGGUGGGCACGGAACUGACAGCACAGUUAAGCCAGGCCUCCAUCCUCCAGUUCCAGUUCAUUAAGAGCGCUCUCACAGUCAAUCCUUGUACGAGUAAUCAGGAGCAGGUGCUUCUCCACGGUGAGGAUCGGCUGCUGAUGACGUGUGGAGAUGCUGCAGUUCAGAUACACAACCAGGAGCAACACUCGGCACGGAGCACAACACACACACAGCUCAGCACUUUACUGGGACACAAACACUGGCAUGUAGUGCAGAUUCACAGCACAUAUCUAGAAUCUAACUGGCCAAUACGGUUUGCAGCCAUAGACUCUGCAGGUCAGUGUUUGGCGGUAGCAGGAAGACGCGGAUUUGCACAUUACUCUUUAUAUACCAGGAAAUGGAAACUGUUUGGAAACAUUACACAGGAACAGAGUAUGACUGUAACUGGAGGUCUCACCUGGUGGAACGACUUUGUUGUUGUUGCCUGUUACAAUUUCAUCGACCAGCAGGAGGAGCUGAGAUUAUAUCUCCGCUCCUCAAACCUGGACAACGCCUUUGCCAGCGUUACAAAGCUGCACGCUGAAACUUUGCUGCUCAACGUGUUCAGAAACACAAUCAUUUUGUUUCGUACGGACUGCUCCAUCUGCCUGUAUAGCAUUGAGAAGAAGCAAGACGGCUCUUCAGUGUCUAUAGAUUUACUACAGGAAGUGUCGAUGUCACGUUAUAUUCCUCAUCCCGCACUGGUGGUUUCAGUUACACUCACUUCAGUCAGAACAGAGACGGGAAUGUCACUGAAAACCACACAACAGGCGUGUAAUGCAGAAAGUAUUUUGUUGAAUUUGGCCGGUCAGCUCAUUAUGCUGCAGAGAGAUCGGUCUUGCCCACAGGUACGAGACAAGGACACGUCAGCUGGUCAGAAAACACUGUUGCCUUUCUCUCCGCCCGUGGUUCUGGCUCAGUGUGUGGAGAGCGUCUGGGCCUCGAGUCACUCUGGUUCUAAGAAGCGCCACCUGGUGGAGGCUCUGUGGCUAUCGUGUGGCGAGUCAGGGAUGAAAGUGUGGCUCCCUCUGUUCCCACGCCGCGAGAACCGCAAACCGCACUCGUUCCUCUCGCGCCGCAUCAUGCUCUCCUUCCUCCUCGACAUCUACCCGCUCGCUGUGCUGUCCGAGGACGCACUCGUUUUGGGCGCUGCUAAUGACACUCUUCUUUAUGACUCUUCUUUUUCCUCCAAAGACAGCCUUGGAGGAAACUCUUCUUCUUUAGUUGGCAUCGGAGGAGAUUCUUCCACCAAAGAGAGCCUUUCGCGCAGGCCCUCCACGUUUUUGUUGUCCCGGGAACCCCCAGAGUCAUUUUUUCCAUUCUGUUUGGUAGAAAGAACGUCCCAGAUCUACCUCCAUCACCUCCUUCGUCAGCUGCUGGUGAGAAAUCUGGGCGAACAGGCCUUAUUAUUGGCUCAGUCAUGCUCAUCGCUGCCUUAUUUCUCACACGUGCUGGAGUUGAUGGUGCACGUGGUGCUAGAAGAGGAGGCCACAUCUCGUGAGCCCAUUCCUGACCCGCUGCUGCCCACCGUGGCCAAGUUCCUAGCUGAAUUUCCACUGUUUCUGCGCACCAUCGUCCACUGUGCCCGCAAGACUGAGUUCAACCUCUGGAACUAUCUGUUUGCUGCUGUCGGGAACCCAAAAGACCUUUUUGAGGAGUGCAUCAUGUCCCGUGAUCUGGACACAGCAGCUUCGUACCUCAUCAUACUGCAGAACAUGGAGGCUCCAGCAGUGAGUCGCCAACACGCUACUCUCCUCUUCAACACGGCGCUCGAACAAGGAAAAUGGGAUCUCUGUCGUCACAUGAUCCGAUUCCUCAAGGCCAUCGGGUCAGGGGAGAGCGAGACCCCACCCUCUACUCCAACCAGCCAGGAGCCGAGCUCGACAGGAGGGUUCGAGUUUUUUCGCCACCGCAGUAUCAGUCUGUCUCAGGCAGCAGAAACCAUUUCUACAGGAAAAUUUAAUUUACAGAAAACCUUUAGCAUGCCUUCAGGACCCGCCACUAAAGGGUCAGACAUUAAGGAGAGCGACAGUGCUGAGAACAUGUACAUCGACAUGAUGUUAUGGCGACACGCACGCCGUUUGCUGGAGCAGAUCCGUCUGAAGGAUCUGGGCUGUUUCUCAGCACAGCUGGGCUUCGAGCUGAUUGGCUGGCUGACUCGUGAGCGCACACGUGUUGCUCGUAUCGUUGACUUUGUGUCUGCCCUUAAAUGCCUCCAUAACGACUUUCUGUGGCCUUUUCCUGUUCUCCCUGCUGGCUCACCACUCAAAAACGGACGCUGUCGAACAGUGUUAAGCACACGUCUGCUGAAGUCUCGGUCUAACGAUAGCUUACUGAACAGCGAUAUGGACACGGCUCCACCGCAGAUCACCACCAAUCACAACUGGUUGGAUGGACUAGGGGCGGAGCCUAAAGAGAUUGACUCCGCUUCAUCACAUGGUGCUCCACAAACACAAGAAGCUUUUCUCUCUCCACUCAUCAAUAAAACGGAGGAGUGCAGUAUCGGCUCAGCGACAGAUCUUACAGAGACCAGCUCCAUGGUGGACGGUGACUGGACGAUGGUGGACGAGAACUUCUCCACCCUGAGCCUCAGCCAGUCCGAGCUGGAGCACAUCUCCAUGGAACUGGCCAAUAAGGGCCCUCACAAGUCCCAGGUGCAGCUGAGGUAUUUGCUGCAUGUGUUUUUAGAGGCAGGUUGUUUGGAAUGGAGCAUCGUGAUUGGUCUGAUUCUGCGUGACGUCAGCAUCAUUAAGCAAGUGUUGGGCUUUUUGGAUGCUGCGGAUACAGAAACUGUUCAGAGCGUACAAGCUGGACUCAUCGCUAUUGACCAGUGGGCUUCAUCUGAUUGUCUGGGUUACAAGCCCUUCCUGAACCACAUCGCUCCUGAGCUGCAGAAGCUGUGUGACGUCUCCGUAGAUCAGGACAAGCUCGACUCAUUUCAGCCGUCCAUCUCCAAGAUGGCCGACCCUGUUCUCCCCCGAGUGGAGGAGCAUCGUGGGGUGGCAGCCUUUACACACCCCAUGACACUUGAGAUCCCUGCUGGCUCCGCACCUCGUAUUACGGAGGACAACCACAAGGAGGAGUUAGAGGACGAGGCAUCCGAGGAAGGAGCUUAUGACUGCACUCUCUCGUGAUUUGAGAGAACUGAGAAUCAGCAGGGUCUGCAUUCCUCUACGCUGUGUCCUAAACCACCCUCUUAUUCACUAAGCCAUGCAGCAUCGGCAGAAGGGCGCGUUAUGGGGCGUAGCAGGAAGCACAGGCAGAAGGCAGGAACUUUGUCUGGGUUUCAGUUGCACAUCUUCAUGUGUCGAGAGCAUUAGGAGGACUUGGGCACAGCAGAGAGAACAUGGGAUGGUUUUGUGAUCAGGAGACUGGCUUUUUAUUCACUGUGCAGGGCUCACAUCAUCUUCACCUGGCACAGGGCAGUAGAGGUGUUGAAAGCGUUCAUACACUACAUCAUACUUAUAUACUUACAUAUGCUCACAAAGUGCAAUUUAAACAGUAACAGCCUUUAAAUUCGUACGGUUUAACUUUUAACAACCAUUGCACUGAAAUGUAUUCCUUUAAAAUCCACAUGUUUGUAUUUGCUUUGAAUUAACAUCAUUGAUAUUUAACGGUUUUAUUUUAGUGCCGAGUUCCUUUUAAAAGCCGUGUUUCCGGGAAAUCGGACAUCUAGAGCCAAAUACCUUUCAGCGUUCACAAAUUCAGUAAUUGUUGUCAGAUAUUACAGAAAUCUGGGUUCCGGCUGCUCAUUGCUCAAAUACAAGAGCUGGCAAAAUACAGGAAUAAAAUCUUUGGUUAAACAUCCGAAAAUAUCUGAAAGUAGUUUUUUUUCCCGUAGUUUUUCAUAGUUUUUUCCCCCCCACAAAAACUACGUUCCGAAUUCGGAAUAUCUGACUCUUAAAUAAAAUGACUUUAAAGAAGGUCGUGACCCAAAGCUGAAAGAGGCAAACAGAGCAGGGAGAAAGAACUUGUCCUAAAACCUGCGUCACACUGCGAGGAUGUACAAUGUACACGCUGUUCAAACACUCGCUCUACAACAACCUCUAAGCUCAUCAAGACAAAGGGAAAAAGAAUGUGGGAUGAUGUGUAGCCUAUGCAGUGAAUAAGGGGUAAUUUGGGAUGGUGUAAGACAGAAGAGGGGUGUGUGUGUGUGUGUGUGUGUGUGUGUGUGUGUGUGUAUACACUUGUGCUAUCUCUUAUGUGUGAUGUUGCACUCCUGUCUUUUGGUUGAUUUCCUAUUCAUCCGUGUGUGUGUGUGUGUGUGUGUGUGUGCGCGUACGCGUGUGUUCUGUGUUCUAACACCAGUAUUAUUGAUCUCUAUUACAGGAGCCUGUAUUUCCAAAAUGAAUCUAAUGCUAUAUAAUGUAGUAUAAGCAGAAUCUGGAUUUGUUCAUUCACACAAUCCACAAAUUUUGCUCCAAGAGCUGGAUAAAGAUCUCGUCAUAAUUCCCCCGUGAACACACACCGGUUCCAGCAGCUAUGGUUUAGCUGUGUAGCUUUUACACAUUGUUUUUCCCCUGGACAGGGUCUGUGGUGUUGGGGCAGUAAAAAGCUAUUGGUUAGAAUGCUUGAUUUAUUAUUAUCAGAAUUAGAUUUGUUUGUUUUUGGGUUUGGGCUUCACUUGUGCUCAGUUCUAUAGUGACUGAUGCACACUGGUGUUUCAUAAUCAGCCCCAUAAUUACACUUUUAUUAUAUUCUAUAGAUUCAUAUUAUUUUGUAUGGAGCAGUCUCAUGUACUGACCAGCUCAUUUCCUCUGUAAACAAUAGUUACAAUAGUUAUCACUAGAUUUUAGGCACAUGACAAAACGGACAUCUACAGAUUUGAUAUAUUUAUUUUUAUUUUAUUUUAUUUUUUUGUUUAGCAUUUCCAAAACAUUAUGUAACAAGGAAAAGCAGGGAACAAAAAAAACUGCAGACUAGUAAAAGAUUCUGAGGAGAUAAAUGAUCAAACUCAAGGUCAGAUUUACCCCCAGCCCCCUUCAGAUUUACCCCCAGCCCCCUUCAGAUCUAACCCCAGCCCCCUUCAGAUCUAAC
Messenger RNA from Tachysurus vachellii, 6518 nucleotides. It is a transcript of the gene ric1, whose product is annotated as RIC1 homolog, RAB6A GEF complex partner 1. The transcript has 26 exons. Gene Ontology annotation, cellular component: cytosol; Golgi membrane; Ric1-Rgp1 guanyl-nucleotide exchange factor complex. Bases 326 to 4615 code for a protein of 1429 amino acids. NCBI's taxonomy places the organism in Eukaryota, Metazoa, Chordata, Actinopteri, Siluriformes, Bagridae. The record is from RefSeq and is a predicted model, not a curated record. Gene Ontology annotation, molecular function: protein binding. Gene Ontology annotation, biological process: intracellular protein transport; retrograde transport, endosome to Golgi.